Molecule: messenger RNA, 2323 nt
Organism: Podarcis muralis (Common wall lizard)
Lineage: Eukaryota; Metazoa; Chordata; Lepidosauria; Squamata; Lacertidae
Gene: SLC10A7
Product: solute carrier family 10 member 7
Cellular component (GO): plasma membrane
Source: RefSeq, a predicted model, not a curated record
GCGCAGCCCCGCACCAACCGCCGCUCGCGAGGUUACCGUUGCCUUUCCCCCUCCCCCACGAGCAGACGCGGGGCCUCGCUGUCCCGCGCGCCGCUGGCGGGGCGAAGGGGCUGCCGGGAGUUUCUCUCGCGCGCGCCUUCCCCGCUGUGAGGGAAAGAGGACGCGGGCCUUUUUCUCCCGUCUGAUUGACGGGCUCUUUCCCGCUGUAUGCCGGCGACGGGGUGGCUGCUGCUGCUGAAGAGCUUCCCCGCGGGCUGCGGGUGUUUCUCGGGAGCCGGCCUCUCUCUGCCGUCGUCCAGCCUCAGCCGCCGCCGCACCUCGUCGCUUGCCGGCUUCCAGAGAUGGCGUGCGAGUCUAUUAGUAGGCGCGUGGUAGUGAUGGCGGCUUUCAGGGAGACUUUUCCUGUCACUGGAUACUGUUCCUACUACCGGCGGCGGGAGCAGCUUCUAAGUAGCCCCGCUGCUGCUGCUUCCAUGCUGCACAGCCCUUCUGCAGGAGGGGCAAAAGGGAAGUCUUGACCAACUCCCCGCCUUCCUCCUCCCCUCCCUUUCCUAGCUGCCUGCAGCCGCGGGAGUAUCGCGGCCACGCCGCCGCCGCCACCAUGGGCUUUUUGGACAGGCUGAGGAAAGACUGGUUCAUUCUCGGAAUAGUCCUGGUCAUCACGGUGGCCAAGCUGGAGCCGGCCUUUGGGGUGAAAGGGGGACCACUGAAACCAGAAAUCACCAUCACAUACAUAGCUGUUUCAGCUAUAUUCUUUAACAGUGGGCUCUCGUUGAAAACUGAGGAGCUGACAAGUGCUUUGAUGCAUGUGAAAUUGCAUCUUUUUGUCCAGAUCUUCACACUUGUAUUCUUCCCAACAGCAAUAUGGCUAUUUCUUCAGCUGUUAUCUAUCACACCUAUAAAUGAAUGGCUUUUAAAAGGUUUGCAGACAGUAGGCUGCAUGCCACCUCCUGUGUCUUCAGCAGUGAUUUUAACCAAAGCUGUUGGUGGAAAUGAGGCAGCCGCUAUAUUUAAUUCAGCAUUUGGAAGUUUUUUGGGCAUUGUGAUAACUCCCUUGCUCCUGCUGCUUUUUCUUGGAUCCUCUUCCUCUGUGCCUUUCUCAUCUAUAUUCUCACAACUGUUCAUGACUGUUGUAGUUCCACUCAUAAUUGGACAGAUUGUCCGAAGAUACAUCAAGGAGUGGCUUGAGAGAAAGAAGCCUCCGUUUGGUGCUAUUAGCAGCUGUGUGCUCCUGAUGAUCAUCUAUACAACGUUCUGUGAUACUUUUUCCAAUCCAAACAUUGACCUUGAUAAGUUUAGCCUGAUUAUAAUCGUUUUCAUAAUAUUUUCAGUUCAGCUGGGAUUCAUGCUGUUAACUUUCUUCUUCUCUACAAGGAAGAAUUCUGGUUUCACACCAGCAGAUACAGUGGCUAUUAUCUUCUGCUCUACACACAAAUCUCUGACUUUGGGAAUACCAAUGUUGAAGAUAGUAUUUGAAGGCUACGAACACCUAUCCUUAAUCUCAGUCCCUUUACUUAUCUAUCACCCGGCUCAGAUUCUCCUCGGUAGCGUGUUGGUACCAACAAUAAAGUCUUGGAUGAUUUCUAGACAAAAGGCACUGAAAUUAACAAAGCAGCCCAAGAUGCCAGUGAAAGUUUAACAGUGGAAGAGAUCCAAUGAAUGUAUAUAUGUACUAUUUUGUACAUACACAGAGACAAUUCAGAAGAUGGGCAUAUGUGAAUGUUGCUUCGGCAUUUAUUUUAUUUUUAUAGAUACUUAUAUAUACAUAUAUAUAUUUAAAAUACCUACUGAAGUGCCUUAAAAUAUAUUUGACAAAAGCAUUGAUUCCAAAAUCACAUGGCUGCUUGGUGUAACAGGUUGCACUAAAGUUUGGGGUCAUUUGAAUUCCCCCCCCCUUAUUGAGUGAAUAGUUCAGACAAUGAGAGACCGGAGCUUCCAUCCUCACACCUUCUCAGAGGAAGUGGGCACAAGCCGCCAAGUGUUUCUUACUCUCACGUAAGCUCCACUGAACUGAAUGAAGUCAGAACGGGAGCCGUGCUCUGCAGAUUCUACUCACCAUUCACGUGCAUAUAUGCUAAUCCCAGGCCAAAACAAACCAGGGGCAAGCAACACUCUUCUGGCUGACAACGGGAAAGCAAUUUCUGACAACGGGAAAGCAAUUUCUGAAGUUCUAGUCAAGAUUAACUUGAAUUUCUGUGUGAUUCCGUAACCCUCCCUGCUCCUAUGAUUAUGACAUGCCUUUUUCUUCUAAGUUUGUGUACACUCAGCAUGGGGCCAUCCAUUGGAGAGAAACGGAGAAGCAUAAAUUAUUUGCAUUUGUUGA